Nymphalis io (European peacock) is the source of this 3276-nucleotide messenger RNA. Its product is annotated as DNA-3-methyladenine glycosylase 1-like. NCBI's taxonomy places the organism in Eukaryota, Metazoa, Arthropoda, Insecta, Lepidoptera, Nymphalidae. The record is from RefSeq and is a predicted model, not a curated record. The coding region runs from base 2654 to 3241 and encodes 195 amino acids. Gene Ontology annotation, biological process: DNA alkylation repair; base-excision repair. The transcript has a single exon. Gene Ontology annotation, molecular function: DNA-3-methyladenine glycosylase activity.
UUAUUUUUUACUCCUAUUUUUUUAAAUAAAAAUUUAGGCACGACAAUCAAAUGUGGAAAUACAUAAGAGAAUUAAGACUGUUAUAGAAGCAAUCGUCUCGUAAUUAUGACGAAAUAAAUGAGAACACAGCUUAAAUUAAAAAAAUUACACUAUCUACAAAUUAAAGAUUUUAACUUUAGCAAGAUUUCAAGCUGACAUUAAAAUAAAAUCAUUACUGAAAUUAGGAUAUAAUUUAACUAAUAUAACAUAACAUAAUCAAAACUCAUUUUCGCAGUAAACCUAUAUAGCAAAUUAUGAACCGCAGAUAUUGAAACUAUAUUUCACUGUAUAAAGAAAGAUUUAUCUUGUUUUUUUUUUUAAUAUUUUAAGCAGACACUCAUAACUACACUGGUACGAAUUAUUUUUAACUACAAUUUAACUUGUAACUAGUAAGUUUAUUUAUUUAUUUAAGCAUAAAUAUAAGUUAAUAUAUGGAUUACUAUAUUGAUAAAAACUAUUUUUUUUCCAACUCAAAGGAAUACGGCACUGUUAUUCUUUAUUACAGGUUAUUCUGUAGCUAUUUAUAUCUUAUAGGACAGUACCUAAACUAGAUAGAAUAGCACCAGAGUUGUACUGUGUAUACAGUGUUUAUUAUUACUUUUCUGAUUUCAUUGAAUUGUACAAGUACAUCUUAUAAAAUAAAGUUGUAAUUGUUAAUUUUUAGGUAAUUAACACCAAGUUUCCGAAUACGCAAAUUUCUUCAGGAGCGAAUUCCACUAAUGUAAAACGUUUAUUAACGUUCUCGAUUCGAUUCCGAUCCAGCUUCGACUAUUGCUCAUAAAAAAUGCCUCAGCUGGAUCGGAAUCGAAUCGGUCCCUACGUCCCUUAUCGCCUAGUGUAAAAUGUCAUUGUUCUAACAUAGGUAGUUAGUCCUUAGUAUCAUGACCAUUUGUAAUAAAAAGUAAAAGUGUUCUGUGUUUGUUACAACGUUACAUUAACCCAUAGACAGAGAAACGAAUAGUCCAGUCAGUAUGGACAAAAAUUGUGCUUUGGCUUGCAAAAGGUAAUGUAGUUACAAUUUUGAAAUAUUCAUCAAAAAAAAUCAUUUAUAAUAUGUCGUUUAGGUUUGUACUCUGAUGAAAAAUCCAAAUUUGUAACCUUGAAGUGUUGCCACUGACACCACCAUCUUGGAUGUAAGUUAAUAAAAUCUGUUUUUUUUUUUCAAUAUAAUACCUCAACCGUUGAUCCUACGAAUAAAAACGUUUUAUAUAAACUUGAAGAAAUUAUAAUGUCACACAUUUUUUGUUAUUUUAUAUUAUUUUACAGCUUUUCCACACCAAAAUAAGAUUAUAUGGCGAAAUGUAUUCCACAUUGUAAUGUCUAUUAUUAUUAAUAAUACGAUAAUCAGCAUGAACAUUUAAUCCAGAUAACAGCUAAAGCCUACCUAGUAUGCUAGGUUUAGUAUUGAGAGUAAGCAAAGAUUUUAAAUGUAACUCAACAUUCGUUCUUUUGUAUAAAGCACUGGUUCGAUCUAUUUUGGAAUAUGAAUCUAUAAUUUGGAAUCCACAAUACAAUUUAUACAUAGAGAUGUUAGAAAAAAUUCAAAGGAAAUUUAUAAGAUACCUUAAUUUUAAAUAUCGUGCAACAAAUGAAAUUUUUCCAAUUACCCUACUAGUUGAUCGUCGAACGCUGAGAAAUCAAUUAUUUUUGUUUAAAUUAAUUAGGAGUGAUUUAGAUUCACCAUAACUUCUUAAUUGCUUAGUUUCAGGUGUCCUAAUGUACUUACACGAAAAAAGGCUUUGUUUAGCCCUUUUUAAGAACUAAUUAUGCGUAUAUAUAUAGAGUUUGUUAGUAAUAUAAAUCAAUCUCAAACUUUAAGAAUUUUGUGUUAAGAGCCUAUAAAUAUAAUUCUUUAAUUUAAAUUUACCCUUUUCUCAUGAUUUUUUAUUAUUAUUAGUUUGUCCUGCUCUAAUUAUCUUUUAUUUAUAAGUGGAACUUGACUGGUAUGUGUGUGUGUGUGUGUUAAUAUUAUACAUCAUCAUUAUCAUCACGAUCAUCGCUCCCUCUGCUCAACAUUCCAUGCUCGAGAGUGCACCUGUGUUUGCGCAUACACUUGUGCACUAUAAUAUCUCCUGCGCAGUUAGCUAAUCUCUCUUGAGAUUGGCCGCCGUGGCCGAAAUCGGUCUGGAGGACAUUAUUUUUGUUAUAUUUAAUUUUUAUUUGUAUUUAUUUAAGGCUUUAAUGUAUAUAAUUAUUACUGUAUGUCAUGUUGGUGAUCCUAAAUAAAUUAAAAAAAAAAACAUCUCGUUUUGUUUUUAAUCCUGAAAAUAAUUUAUCCCCCAAAACAAGGAAUGCAGUUAGUAUGACAACAUUAUACGCAACAUUGACAGACUAUCUCUGUUUUAAUCAUGGUUUCACGGUCCAUAAUCCAUUGGUCUAUUAGUUUCUCUGUCUACGGUUAAGAGUUAAGACUGUCAUUUAUUAUUGCUUUAAGAAUUCAAGACCUAUGUUAUUAUAAAAUGAUUCGUUUGGCUUACCUACUACUAAUACAUAUUUAUAACAAUAAUUAAACGUGCAAUGAAUGCCUAGUGUUUGAUGAAAAUAUUAGUUAUAGAUUUUUUUUUAAUCUUAAAUAAAUUAAUGUAAAAAAAGAGAAAUAUUCAGCCUACAACCAAUGUUGAGAAACAGCUCAAACAGACUAAACGAGAAAAUAAUUAGAUGUGGAUGGUUAAAUGAUGAUCCACUCUAUAUAUCUUACCAUGACAAUGAGUGGGGCAAGCCAGCUUAUGAUAAUAUAUACCUCUUUGAAAUGCUUUGCUUGGAAGGACAACAAGCAGGAUUGUCAUGGAUAACAAUUUUGAAAAAAAGAGACAACUACCGUAAACUUUUUUAUAACUUUAAUCCAAAUGAAAUUGUUCAAUUUAAUGAUAAUGAUGUAAAAAGGCUUUUAUCUAAUCCUGAUAUUGUUAGACAUAAAGGUAAAAUAGAGGCAAUUAUAAAAAAUGCAAAAUGUUAUAUUGAAAUGAAAAUGAAUGGAGAGGAUUUUUCUAAAUUUGUUUGGAACUUUGUCGACAAUAAUCCAAUAGUUAAUAAUUGUACAAAUGAUCAAAAAAUGCCAUCAUCUACUGUCACCUCUAUAGCACUUUCUAAGGCUUUGAAGAAAAAAGGGUUUCAAUAUGUUGGUUCAACCACUUGUUAUGCUUUUAUGCAGGCCUGUGGCUUAGUUAAUGACCAUGUUAAUGAUUGUAUCAGUAAAAAUUAAAACUAGUAUUAAGUUUCUUGAAUAAAUAAUAAAAA